Molecule: messenger RNA, 630 nt
Organism: Salpingoeca rosetta
Lineage: Eukaryota; Choanoflagellata; Craspedida; Salpingoecidae
Exons: 1
Coding region: 1-630 (209 amino acids)
Source: RefSeq, a predicted model, not a curated record
AUGGAUCGAGUAGAAGUGAAGGAACGACUCGACGUGGACGAUGCAACCGGGUCAGAGCUGUGGUCAAAGACGAAGGUGAAGACAAAGAAGUUGAGAAAGAAAGGCCACCCGGGCGUGCGCGCUGACUGGUCGUCGUUUGUCACGACUGCAAAGGCUCGCGUCUCUUCACGUCAUCCUCAUGCGGCAGACGUGCAUGUGGAGCAUGCUGUCAUCAAUGUGCUGCCACAGACUAUUCCUGCCAUGGCACUGGAAGCAGUGCGCGACUUAGACAGCUGGCUUGCUCAGCUAGAUGCUGUGUUGAGUGCAGAUGCAACCAAGAUCUCAUCGCCUGACCCACAAGCACCAGUCCAGCAAUGGCACUCCGUGUGCUUUGAGAGCGGCAGCAGAGCUGCGUUGCAGGCGGUUGCACAUGAUCUCGAACCCCUGGCCACAUUGCUGCUUGACAGUGCGCCCACAUCUCUCCGUCCCGCUGGCGAUGACGGUGACGAUGCUGAUGUUGACGCUGGUGCUGAUGUUGACGCCAAGAGUGGCGAUGCACGCCGUGGAGAUUGUGAUGUGGAGUGCGUGCGGGGUGGCUAUCCUUCAUGGAUCGUGCACGUUGCAAAGAACCACAGCCAACACAGCGAGUGA